This is a messenger RNA of Exophiala viscosa, 2707 nucleotides long. RefSeq names its product N-acetylglucosaminyl transferase component-domain-containing protein. Gene Ontology annotation, cellular component: membrane; endoplasmic reticulum. Gene Ontology annotation, biological process: GPI anchor biosynthetic process. NCBI's taxonomy places the organism in Eukaryota, Fungi, Ascomycota, Eurotiomycetes, Chaetothyriales, Herpotrichiellaceae. The transcript is spliced from 4 exons. Bases 362 to 2590 code for a protein of 742 amino acids. The record is from RefSeq and is a predicted model, not a curated record.
CACAAGGGCAGUCUCUGCGGCAAGGAUCUCCUCUCCUAGGAGCUGAUAGUAAUAUUCGCGUGGAUGCACCCUUUCUCGUCCCUGACUAUUGGCAUCUUCGUUGCCGGAUAUAUCACUGCGCGUUGGGAUCUGGUAACCAGGCUCUACGAAUUAUCCCUCUUUGCUUGGGAUCACGGUGUAUUUGCGCGGGCAGCGAAAGGCUUCGGUAUCAUCACUUUCACCUAUUUCCUUAUCGCCAUUCCUCUGGAUAGGCUUGCUGCGCACGAAGAGACGGUUCACCCCCGGCUGCCGGCUCAUGGGAUCUCGGCUCGAGAACAACUACGUCGACGAGGUUCCUUUUGAGUCUUGACAUCAUGCUAUCAUGGUCGAGAAUAGCGAUGGCAUGCUACGGGUAUUCUGGCCGAAUUAUCUCACUCGGACAACCACACCCGGUAUAAUAGUGGGAUGGAGGAACUCAGAGUUGGACUUUUUUGUGAUAACAGUCCUGGAAGAUGUUGAGAUUCACAAUGUCGAAACCGCUCUGCGGAUGGGCACGCUCUUCAGAAACAGUCCCUACCCACUUGCGCGAAUAUUUCAGCUCUGUGAACGCUCACAGAUGCACGUUCUGGGUACACUAAAUCAUCCCUUGCCGGACAAGUAUGAACCUACCAGGAUCUACAUGUUCAGCAUUGUUGGUGCAAAGAGGCCAUACAUUUACUGCCCACCGGACGCCAACCUGUCCGUGCAAAUCGUCCUUUUCGAGCCGCCGAAUCCUACUCAGAUGCAAUACUUUUCCCUUGAGCCCAUCUCCCUCGCACUCGGUCGCGUGGCACAGGCGCCUGUCUAUGCAGUCGACGAUGUAGCGCUUCAAGAGGAAAAGGAGCGGGAAAGAGUUGGUCAGCUGGUCGCAAAGUUACGAUUCCAUACCGUGGUCAGACAGGUGCCAACUAGAAAGGAGAUGGCCCUGAUGCCGAUUCUUCGUCAGAUCAAUUGUGCACAAGAAGUGGCGGAACUUCUACAAAAGAACACGCCACUAGUUGGACCUCGGAGGAAGCGCAGCUUUUCAGUGAGCGAAAGAGUGGUUGAAUCUGCCCAAUCUCUAUAUGCGUUUGCGGCCUGGUCUGUGUGGACCUUGUUCAUGACCUACGUCUUCCCCAUGUCAUUGUACAUGUUCAAGGUUGGUAUCAUCGGACACCGCUUUCUCGCAGAAGGCAUUCUGCAGAUUUUGGAAUGGCCAUUACCACUGGAAAGAUUCCAGCUACCGGAGGGUCGCCGACGACUUGAUGGGACGCUUGCGCUCAAGGACAUUCUAGCUUGCUGCCAACAAGUUCACCUCAGACUGCAGCAAUUUUCCUAUUUUCCAACGCAAUACUCCCUUCUGCGGCAGCGUCAUGCGACGUGGUCGUCUUUCCCAACCACGAACAGCGACUACAUCCGCUUCUACAACUCUCUUUGGCUUGUUGCGAAUGACGUUAUUAUCGGCAUAGCAUUAGCCAGCUUCUUGGGCGACAACGCUACAGCCACUGCGCAAUUCCUCGAGAGUGUAUUGAACGAUUAUACCAUUGAAGGACUCAGGCGAAUGAUCAGAUGGCUCAUGUCGUAUCCUGGUGGGUUGAAGCUGAACACUGAGCUUGCGGCAUUUCUCGGUGAUCUGUUUCUGUGGGUUAUCGAGUAUUGGUCUUCAACGACAGUCAUACUUAUUCUGUCCCGACUGCCGACGAUCGUGUACAUCAUUGGGGUUUCCUCAUUUGCAGGAGCCAGCAUGCCUAUUGCCAUCUGCUCAGAUCUGCUCAGCUUGACGACGUUGCACAUUUAUUCCUUCUACGUUGCCAGUGCGCGCAUCUUCAAUUGGCAGCUCACCAUCAUCACCAGCCUUUUCCACCUGUUCCGCGGUAAGAAGCGGAACGUUCUUCGCAAUCGGAUCGAUAACUGCGAUUACGACCUGGAUCAGCUUCUGCUUGGCACAAUCUUAUUCACGCUGCUGUUCUUUCUUUUGCCAACUGUUGUGGUCUUCUACUUGACAUUUGCGUUGGCCCGGAUGACAAUCAUCUCGUUCAAGGCGACGCUGGAUACCUGCCUGGCAUGUCUAAACCACUUUCCGCUCUUCGCCCUGAUGCUUAGAAUCAAGGAUAGCGGAAGACUGCCGGGUGGUGUGCAUUUUCAGCUGCUGGAUACUGAGCAAUUUCAUCUCCCUGGCCAGGACGAAGCGCCUCGCAGCGAGGACAAAGGUGAAGGGAGUGGGGAGAGUGAAGAAGAACCAGAGGCUUUCACCACCAGUGUGGCGUACAUCAGUCUCUCGUCGACCCCACUGUCAUUGCGGCAGAUUUUUGAGCAGUAUUUCCAGCUUGGGGCACGCAUUCGUCGACAUUAUCUGUCCCCGAAGGUGAUCUUCAGACUUUUGACCGGCCGAUUUGUGCCACCAUUGGGAAGGAGUGAGAUGUACGGCUUGCAAUAUUCUGUGCUGCCUCGAGAGCGUGCUACAAUAUCGGAGGUAUGGAACAGCCUGGGUGAGAUGCAAACAGCUCAGGCGGGCACUCCUGUAGGGGGUUUGCAGAGUCGACAGGCGUCAUCGGAAUCGCUUGGACGAGCAUUUGGCAAACAGUGGAAGUGAUUGUAGUCGACUGUAUAGGAUUAUCUCGCGCUUCUGCAUUUGGGAGUACAAACCUGCCCAACCCGAGCAAUGAUUACAUCAUCACCGGCACAGACCGGUGUGCAUAUCGACUUUCGU